Sturnus vulgaris (Common starling) is the source of this 1467-nucleotide messenger RNA. RefSeq names its product docking protein 2 (gene DOK2). NCBI's taxonomy places the organism in Eukaryota, Metazoa, Chordata, Aves, Passeriformes, Sturnidae. The record is from RefSeq and is a predicted model, not a curated record. Gene Ontology annotation, cellular component: cytoplasm. Gene Ontology annotation, biological process: Ras protein signal transduction; cell surface receptor protein tyrosine kinase signaling pathway; positive regulation of MAPK cascade.
AUGGAGGAGGCGGUGGUGAAGCAGGGCUGGAUUUACCUGCAGCUCCAGCAAACCUUCGGGAAGAAGUGGAAGCGGUUCUGGGCCGUGCUGUACCGGGACAGCUCCCGCUCCUCGGCGCGCCUGGAGCUGCAGGAGAGCGCGGAGCGGGCGCGCAGAACCGAGCCCGGCCGGCGCCUGGUCCGGCUCAGCGACUGCGUCCACGUGGCCGAGGCGGGUGGCGAUGCCACCUGUCCCAAGGACACUGUCCCCUUCCUGCUGGAGACCACGGAGCGCAGGUUCCUGCUCGCUGCCGACAGCGCCGAGGCCGCAGAGUGGAUCCAGCGGCUGUGCGAGCUGGCGUUCCCAAGGAGCCGGGAGGAGCCGGCAGUGGCCAAGGAGGGCUCGCUGGGCACGGAGGGCGAGUUCUCCAUGGAGGAAAAUUCCCUGUACAGCUCCCGGGACAAAGCCGGCCUGGAGCAGUCCUUUGAGGUGACAGUGAGGGUGACACCAUCCUCGCAGCGCUGCCGGCUGCGGGGCCGCUGCAUCCUGCGGACGGCCGAGGAUGCCCUGGAGCUGCGGCAGCCGCAGAGCCUGGAGCUGCUGUGCCGCUGGCCCUACCGCUUCCUGCGCCGCUUCGGUCGCGACAAGGUCACCUUCUCGUUCGAGGCCGGCCGGCGCUGCGCCUCCGGAGAGGGAAACUUCGAGUUCGACACCAGGCAAGGCAACGAGAUCUUCCAGGCCAUCGAGGCGGCCAUCGAGCUCCAGAGGGGCCGGGGGGACGAAGCCCCGCGGCCGCUUGAGCACGCCAGGACCCCGAGCUGGCCACACGAGGAGCCCAAGUGCCCCUCUGGGGAGGCCAAGGUGCCCAAAGCGGAGGGGAAAGGGGUCAAGGGCAAGCCGGGGAUGCCCCCCGGAGCUGGGGAGCUCCCAGGGUCGCUGCAGCCAUCGCGGUGUGAGGAUUUUCCCUACUCCGAGCCCUUGGAUUCCCUGCGCCGCGGGAACGCGCCCGCGCUCUCGGACAAGGGCUGGAGAGCCGAGCCUGCCAAGGUGGAGUCCGAGUACGCCGUGCCCUUCGACACCAUCGCCAAAUCCUUCCUGACCCGCCAGUUCGGCGGUCUGGGCUGUCCCCAAGAGGGGCUCCCCGAACCCCCGAGUGCCACCAGGGAUGCGGGAGGGGCUCAGCAGCCCCCCGGCCGCCCCACGGCGCCCAAACCCGAGCACAUCUACGACGAGCCCGAGGGGCUCUCGGCGCUCUCGGUGUACGACGAGCCCGAGGAGGUGAAGGGCGAGGCCUGGAGGCUGCAGGCGGCCCCCGAGGAGCCCCCCGGGCUCGCGUGUCCCUACAACGCCCAGCGCGAUGAUUACGCCGUCCCCAAACGGCGCGUCCCGCCGCGCCAGCCCUUCCUGCUGCAGGGCAAGGAGUGGCUCGGCGACAGCGACUACGACAACGUGGCCCUCAAGGUGGCCAAGAAGAGGAACCUGCAGUGA